AUGCUACCGGCAGUUUCUGAUAAAGAUUGUGGUUCAAACUCAAAGUCAGACCUGCCUCUUGUAAGACGAGUUAGAACCAAUUUUCUGUCAGAAGCUCAAGUUCCAGAUCAAACAUUCACAGUACUGGCUUCAUACUUUCUCGUGUUUGUAUCGACAGAUGUCAGCAAUCUACAUGACACAAUAAACUACAUUCUCUGGACUCCAUACUGCUGCCUUCCUAAAGGCCAGGAGGAUGAAAUGUGCGCCCCUAUACAAGUGCCAGCUGAUGACCCAGUGCAUCGCUUCUCUGGUAUUCGAUGCUUUAACUUGACGAGACCUAUGACUUUCCAAAGUCAGGGAUGUCGAAAAAAAGAUACGUUUCCUGAACGGAUAAUGAGUGCCACACCACUAUUCGAUUUAUCGAGCGUUUAUGGAAAUUCUUUGGACAAAGCGCUAGAAGGGAGACUGUUCAAAGGUGGAUUGUUGAAGUAUGAGGUUGAACAUGGCAGAGUUUGGCCACCACAAGAUGUCAAUCAUACAUCUUGUCUUAGGAACCAAAAACCUUAUGAAACGAGAUGUCAUAAGACGCCAUCUGACGAAAUAAACUCUUUAAUGCCAAUAAACAUCGUAACUAUUUGGUUCUGGAGACUUCACAACCACAUAGCUAACCGACUAGCGAAGAUGAAUCCCUGUUGGGAUGAUGAGAGAUUGUUUUAUACCACAAGAGACAUUAAUAUAGCUAUACAGGCCCAGAUUCUGUUGUAUGAGCUACUGCCGAUGAUGAUGGGAUACGAAAACCUUAUUAACGAUGGAGUUUUGCACCCGCAUGGUUUCAGAGACAUUUACAAAGAGCAACUAACGCCACAGUUAUCUAUGGAAUUUCCGCUAACAUUACGAUGGUUACAUAAGAUGCAGGAAGGCACUAUAAAGAUGUACGAUGCCAACGGUACCUACAUAAAGAAGGAGGCGAUAGUUGACCUGUCUAUAAGAACAGGUUACUUGGCAGUAGACAAUAAUAUAGACUACCUGACACAAGGCAGCUUCAGACAACCCAGUGCUAAGAUGGAUGAUCAUGUUGUGGAUCCUGAUAUGGCCGAGAGAAUGGCCGGAAUAUUCCAAGUCUCCCAGGACACAUUUUCCAGUGAUUUGGCUAAAAACCGCCUCAUGUACAUUCAGCCUUAUGUGAAGUAUUUGGAGCACUUUAGUGGUAGAACUAUCAGCAGUUUCGAAGACCUUGCGGAGUACUUUGAACCAGAGGUUUUAGAAAAGCUUACAGAGCUAUACAAUUCGGUGGAAGACAUAGACUUACUAGCAGCCAUGUGGGUGGAAAAGCCACUAGAUGGUGGUCGGGUUCCUCACAUGUUCUACUGUAUAGUUGUGGAACAGUUGCUUCGUACUAUGCAGUCUGAUCGGCACUGGUAUGAGAGGCCUAAUAGACCUCAUGCGUUUACCAUCGAACAACUUCAAGAAAUAAGAAAGGUGUCGAUUGCAAGAGUUUUAUGCGAUGUUGGAGAUACUGUCUCUCAUAUACAAGCGAGAGCCUUCCUAAGAAUUGGACCUGAGAAUCCAAUGCAAAGUUGUGAAGAAAUACCAGAUAUCAACAUAAAAGCCUGGAAAGACUACACUUGCGGCAAAAAAAUUAAGUCACCGUGUGACUAAUUAUUUAAUAAAUUAAGUUAAAUUAUGAAAUAGGCUUAAAUCGAUUAUAGAAUAAAAGAUGUUUUAA
Molecule: messenger RNA, 1705 nt
Organism: Helicoverpa zea (corn earworm)
Lineage: Eukaryota; Metazoa; Arthropoda; Insecta; Lepidoptera; Noctuidae
Product: peroxidase-like
Exons: 11
Coding region: 1-1638 (545 amino acids)
Biological process (GO): response to oxidative stress
Molecular function (GO): heme binding; peroxidase activity
Source: RefSeq, a predicted model, not a curated record